Molecule: messenger RNA, 3670 nt
Organism: Spodoptera frugiperda (fall armyworm)
Lineage: Eukaryota; Metazoa; Arthropoda; Insecta; Lepidoptera; Noctuidae
Gene: Idh3a
Product: probable isocitrate dehydrogenase [NAD] subunit alpha, mitochondrial
Exons: 7
Coding region: 95-1276 (393 amino acids)
Biological process (GO): tricarboxylic acid cycle; isocitrate metabolic process
Cellular component (GO): mitochondrion
Molecular function (GO): NAD binding; magnesium ion binding; isocitrate dehydrogenase (NAD+) activity
Source: RefSeq, a predicted model, not a curated record
AGUGUCCUUGUGCAUGGACCUUCAUAACUUAUAGCUUAAGUGGUUUGCUGUGAUACAAUUAUCGUUAUCCAAAAAUAGACGUAGUAGUAUAGUUAUGUCGAGGAAUUACAUAAAAGUGCUUUUGAAUCCUUUUCGUGAGAGUAAAGUGUUGGGUUCACUGCUGAAAUGGCUGGAGCCGGGUGCGAGCAAUAGUUCUGGGGUGCAUAAGGGAGGGAAUGAUGAGGUCCCAGUGAGCCGGAGCGGCGCCGCUCAGUACAGCUCUGGCGUGCGCAAGGUGACGCUGAUCCCUGGCCAUGGAAUCGGCCCUGAGAUCACGGUCGCCGUGCAGAAGAUCUUCGAGGCCGCGAAAGUCCCGAUUGAAUGGGAUGAGGUCGACGUCACAGCUGUUAGGGGCCCUGACGGCAAGAUGGGUAUUCCUCAGAAAGCCAUUGACUCUGUAAAUGCAAACAAAAUCGGUCUUAAGGGACCGUUGAUGACUCCAGUCGGUAAAGGCUACCGCUCCCUGAACUUGGCACUGCGUAAGGAGUUUGACUUAUAUGCCAAUGUCAGACCCUGCAAAAGCAUGGAGGGUAUCAAGACCCUGUACGACAAUGUAGACGUAGUGACAAUCAGAGAGAACACGGAGGGAGAGUACUCGGGCAUCGAGCACGAGAUCGUGGACGGAGUGGUGCAGUCCAUCAAGCUGAUCACGGAGGAGGCGUCCAUGAGGGUCGCGGAGUUCGCCUUCGUAUUCGCCAAGGAGAACAAGAGGAAGAAGGUCACAGCUGUACAUAAAGCUAAUAUUAUGCGUAUGUCAGACGGUCUGUUCCUGCGGUGCUGCCGCGACGUGGCGACCAAGUACCCCGACAUCAAGUUCGAGGAGCGCUACCUCGACACCGUCUGCCUCAACAUGGUGCAGGACCCCGCCAAGUUCGACGUAUUGGUGAUGCCCAACUUGUACGGAGACAUCAUGUCGGACUUGUGUUCGGGUCUCGUCGGCGGCCUCGGCCUCACGCCCUCGGGCAACAUCGGCAAGAACGGAGCGCUAUUCGAAUCCGUGCAUGGAACAGCGCCCGCGAUUGCCGGCAAAGACUUGGCCAAUCCGACCGCUCUCCUGUUGUCCGGAGUCAUGAUGCUGAGACAUCUGAACCUUCACAACGAAGCUGAGAAGAUACAACGAGCCUGCUUCAGGGUCCUCAGGGAAGGGAGGGUGUUAACUCCUGAUCUAGGAGGGAAUGGAACCUGCUCCGGUUUCACUGCGGAGAUUAUCAAAUACUUGGACGAGCCGGAGCAAUAAAACCUUGGUGCUUAAUAGCUAGUCAUUGUUUUGGAAGGGACUAGGUACAAAAUAAUAGUGUCUCUGUACUUUAUAGUAGGUUGUCUACUGAUAUGUCUUUCUGUAAUCGAUUCUGAACUUAAUUGUUUUGUGUGGUAAGGUUGAAAAUGUGUUGACAGAAUAGAAAAGUAAAUUGAUUCAAUAUCUUUACUUAAAGAUUUACUUUAACAUUUUUUAAUUAUUAUUAUUACAAAACAAGUAUUAUCAUGUGCAUUUUGUUAGAUAUUUUUUUCUGAAUAAUUUUGUAAGUGGUUGUAUUUAGUCCUGUAUCGAAACAGUGGCGUGUCGGUGAUGAAAGGUCGCAUUGUGAGGUAACACAUGAGGGUUAGUUCAAUUACUAGAUCAAAUUGUUGACCUAUUUAGUGAUAAGUGUGCAGUUUACUGGCUGAGGUACUUGAAAAUUAACUUUUGAACAGAAUUACUGUAUAAAAAUAAAGAAUAUUCUUAAAAAAUUGAUUUAAUGUCAGCAUUCUCUUCAAUGGGAGGAUAUCAAUCGAACGCGAGUGAAGAUAUAUAAAAUAAAUAUUACAACUAGUACUGCAUUGGUUUUUGAAGCUAUCCGAAAUAAUAUUUCAGCAAACAUGUAACAUUAAAGUGAUGGUCUAAGAGAAAAUUGAAAGGUAAAAAUAAUUAUCGAAAUGAUAUAUAGCUAAUAUAUCAUUUCGAUAAUUAUUUGUUUAAAUAGAAUAUUAAGUGUAUGAUGCUAGAUGAAGUCUCGGGUUCAUACCUCAGUCAGUGCACUCACAAGCCGGUAUAACUGCCAAAGAAGUAGUUGACAGUGUAAUUUAUUUCACUAUUUAUGUACAUUCCCUGCGUAGAACAUAGAUCUGCUGUUGUUUUUAUAUUUAUUCGAUUGUUUUUGUAGAUGGGAAUCAAAAUGAAAUUUCUUCAUCUACUUGAAUUAUCAAAUAAAUAAAAGUUAAAGCCAUAGCUUACUUACUUCAAGGUCAUCGUUCAUUAUAGUCACCCAACAACCGGUAACCAAAAUAUGAACUUCGCGUCGUUCGCCGCGUUGACCGCUGCUGGACGGCGGGUGGACCACUAGUUGACAACUCGUCGCUCGCAUGAUUGAUAAUUGUCGUAAACGCAGAACAAAAAAUAAACGACUACUCGAAAAUGUAUGGACCAUGCGAUGUCCAUUCGUUGACUGCGCGACGUUUCCUAGUUGACCACCCGACGUCCACUCGUUGUCCACGCGCCGUCCACCCGCGAACCAGCUGGUCGGGUGCCAGUUGAUUCUAAUAGGCGAUGGCCAUUUUAGUUAUAUACUUUGCCUUAAGUUACCAAUUACCAUUUCAGUCUUAACACAAGUAUUACUACAUUUAUUGAGAUUAGCCUUGUAUUAAAUAAAAUAAUAUUACAGCUGAUUAGUACAAGUAAUAUUCGACCUUAUGACAUUGAUAUUUGAAUUGAAAAUAGUAGUAUAAUAUUAUUUUCCUAAUAGGCUAGAGUAAGACGGAAGAUAGUGAUAUAGACGGCUGUUUUUUUUUUCUUUAUUCCAGUUAGUUCAAUGUAGCAUUGUGAUACAGUGAGAUAUUUAGUAAAUACUUUUUUUUCGAAUCUAGAAUACAUGUCCGUGGUCUAAAUACUUAGUUUGUUUCUCGAAAAUAUACCGAAUACGUUAACGAAUUAAGUCGAAUUUUGUGUAACAGCGGCAGUUAUGAAGAUUGAUACUAAACAAAUGGUAUUAUGAAAUAUACCUACAAAAGAUAAUGUGUAUGUCCUCGUAUAUUUUUUGAAGAGAUGUGAAAUCGUGGAUAUUCUGUCUCACUCGGCGUACUUAACUACACAUGAAAAAGAACUUAAUUCAUGUAGAAAUAUGAUGCAUUUUGUUUUAUCAAAAAUGUUCGAGUGAGCGGGAAAGAAGUAGUUAUAAAGGCGUUUAAUACAUUAAAAUGUAGUUUUAGUUAGAAAUGAAAUGUUUGUGUCUGUUUGAAAUUAUUUAUUUUAGCUCUAGAACCGGCUAGAAGUUUGAAAAUAGACAAAAAUUAAGUAAACAAUAUUUUUCCCCUUUAUGGGAAACUGAACUUUAUGGGCACGUGAAUAAACUUUCAAUUUGCUUGUAUCAAUAGGUUUUACACCAGGAUUUUAAAAGUUAUUCUUUCUUAACACUAAAUGCUAGCGUGUGAGCCUGUAUACACAAAUUCACUGCCAUUACAUAAAGAAUAAGGCUUUUAAAAUUACCAUAGAUUAAAUAGAAACAUUUUUUACCAUUAUCAAGUAGUUAUCUUUAUUUCUAUAAUGACCAAGUACACAAAAUGCUGUGAAAACAUGAUUUUACCAUUUUAUUGUUUAAGCUUAUUGUUUAGUUAAUUUAUGAUUGAAUAAGUAGCAAAAUAAAUGCAUUAACUAACA